AUGAUUGGACUCAAAAGCACACUCAAUGUCAUAGACAACUCUGGCGCCCUUGUCGUAGAAUGUGUUAACGUUCUCAAAAACAAAGUCAAUAACCGCUGGGGUUCUGUAGGCGACGAAAUCGUCUGCGUUGUUAGGAGUGCUCGACCCGUAUCCGCUGCUGCUCAAGCCUCUUUGACCGCCGUCAAGGUUCGCCGAGGAGACGUCCGCCGUGCAGUAAUUGUCCGCACGAAAAAGCCAGUACAGAGACCUGAUGGGAGAUACAUUCGGUUUGAUGAUAAUGCUGCAGUACUUUUGAAUAAUAAACGAGAAAUGCUGGGAACAAGAAUUGGGGGUGUUGUGAGUGCGGAUCUAAAGUUGAAAGGAUGGGGGAAGAUUGCUGCUGUUGCACCCAAGGUAUGGAUUUCUUCUUCGACAGUCGCAACCGAGCUCGUCAAUACUUUAAUUUUCUUCCAGGCUAUUUGA
This is a messenger RNA of Lentinula edodes (shiitake mushroom), 462 nucleotides long. Its product is annotated as ribosomal protein L14b/L23e. Gene Ontology annotation, molecular function: structural constituent of ribosome; large ribosomal subunit rRNA binding. Gene Ontology annotation, biological process: translation. The record is from RefSeq and is a predicted model, not a curated record. Gene Ontology annotation, cellular component: ribosome; mitochondrial large ribosomal subunit. The coding region runs from base 1 to 462 and encodes 153 amino acids. The transcript has 2 exons. NCBI's taxonomy places the organism in Eukaryota, Fungi, Basidiomycota, Agaricomycetes, Agaricales, Omphalotaceae.